AUGAGAGAAGAACUAAAUACUUACAAUUUUGGUUCGACCAAUGAUUCUGAUGCCUACUCCAUUAACGAAAUUUCUGUAGUAGAUAAUGAUAAUUGCCUUGACUUAAGUAUUCAUCAGGAAGUAACACCUCUCUUAAAUACUUUAACUACUGAUAUGGAAGAUAAUAAUUUAGAAUUGGAAUACCAUGACUUUGAGGAUCAUAAUUAUAUUAUAGAUGAAGUUCAAUUGCAUAAUGAAUCUGAUAGUACAUCAUCUAGUAAUGUAUCCAAUCACUUUAUGACCAAUUUUUCUAUAGAUUCAGAACUUGCUCAAUGGGCAUUGUUACAUAAAAUUCCUCAUACUGCUGUAAAUAGUCUAUUACAUUUAUUAAGAAAACAUAAAUGUUUUUUACAUUUACCAAAAGAUGCUAGGACACUUUUACUUACUAAACCAGCUCAAAUACAAAGUAUUCGAGAUGUACAGCCUGGAAAAUACCACCAUUUUGGUCUUGAGGUUGGUAUCCUACGUCAUUUAUCACCUGAAAAUACUUUACAAACCGAGAUUAAAGUUGUUAUAGGGAUAGAUGGCUUACCUAUUGCUAAAAGCAAUUCAAAUAAAUUUUAUCCUAUAUUAGCAUACAUGAGACCAACUUCAAAUAUAGUUUUUCCAGUGGGAUUAUAUUUUGGAACAGAAAAACCUUCUGACAGCAAUGAAUUCUUAAAAGAUUUUGUCAAUGAAACAAAACAUUUAGUUACCCAUGGGAUUUUAAUUGAAAAUAAAUUAUUUAAAGUCAAAAUUGAUGUAUUCUGUUGCGAUACUCCUGCUAAAGCGUUUAUUUUGAGAAUUAAAUCUCAUAAUGGUUUCUUUUCCUGUUCGCGUUGUGAAAUUGAAGGUGAAUACAAAUCAAACAGAGUAUGUUUUCCAUAUAGUAAACCUAAUAGCCCCCUUUAG
Macrosiphum euphorbiae (potato aphid) is the source of this 930-nucleotide messenger RNA. The record is from the annotation of a GenBank genome assembly. Lineage: Eukaryota; Metazoa; Arthropoda; Insecta; Hemiptera; Aphididae.